AUGGUCAACCGACUUGAUACCGACGACACAACUGCCCCUAAUUCCGAGCAAGAGAACUGGAGCAUAACCAACCUGCCCGACAUUCUGUAUGUCUUGCGUCCAGGAACCGAACACCUCAAAAGCAGACGUCGCGUCUACAACAACAUCGGCCCCAUCUUCGGUAAGAUGCUUCGUAACCUCCCCGUCCUCCCAACUCGUAUCUCCUCUCAAGUUGAAGGCUGGCGUCUGGAAGCCUGGAUGCGCCUGGAUCGCCGGGUGACUCCGGCAGAUAUCAUGGACCGCGUCAACCCUCUCUUUCGCGUCAACAUGACUGAGAACGAUGUCGAAUACCGGCGCCGCCUGUUCCGCGAGGCCUUCCACAUUGCUCUCUGGGGAAACCAGAAGUCUAUGAAUGAAGUCGGCCGUAUGGUGAUGGGCAUCGGACGUGACCCCAAGAUGAACUCCACCAGAGGCUUGACUCCUGGUCUGAUCAUGCCAGCUGAAGGCGAAUCUGGUGGCCGCAUCCCCUUGCCUCCACCACCACCUCCAGCUACUCGCAUUCGCAACAUCCCUGACCCUGAGGCAAUGAACCCCAUGUCUGGUCCUUCAGGGCCCCUCAUGCAGCCGAACGCAGCCGUGAUGCCCCAGUACCCAGGUCAGUAUAUGUCUUCUAUCAAAGAUCGCGACGACGCGACAGACAUCCAGGCCCGCCGGACUCCCAUGAACGGCUAUAUUAGGGCACUGCAUCAUCGACGAGACCUCAAGAUCUUGUAUGAGACUCCUCCCAAGGCUAAGUUUCGUGCGGUAGACCAGUCCGACGGCGGAUCCUCCAUGGCACUUGUGCCCCAGCAUCGCACCCCUGGCAGCGACCGCAAAAGAAAGAUGGCCUUGGAUCCUGACGAUGUUUUCAGCCCGACCCCGCGAGUAAGAAACAAGAGAACCUACCAUGAGGACAUCCCGCCUUUCCCUGCAUAUCAUGGUGUCCCGAUUGAACUGGCAUCCCACGAGGGACCCCCGGCUCGUUCCUUCCCAGCACCGGUCGAACCUGAACCAGAGCUUGAGAUGACUCUCGAAGAGUACUUGGAAUACAAAAAGCUUGGGUUCAUGGAUUUCUUGAAUGGCCGCUAUUGCGAUGACAUGGAUUUCCCCCAGAACCGCGGCGUAGGAGCUUGGGUGCAAUCUUGA
Molecule: messenger RNA, 1164 nt
Organism: Aspergillus melleus
Lineage: Eukaryota; Fungi; Ascomycota; Eurotiomycetes; Eurotiales; Aspergillaceae
Exons: 2
Coding region: 1-1164 (387 amino acids)
Source: RefSeq, a predicted model, not a curated record